GAAACAUUUCUCAUCAGUCAGUCUUGUACGUUUAGCUACACACACGACUACACACAAAGUCCAGAAAAAAUAACUAGAAUUUUACAAAAUUGUCGUCUACAUCAACCAUUUUUUUUUUUAAAUUUUCAAAGUUUUGUUUUAAAACUGUUUUGGCAAUGUCGAGUUAUAUAAGUCCAUACAAAAGUAGUUGCAUUUACUGUAGCGAUGAAGUGUCGGUAUGCUCUUUCCUGGGAUAUCGGUCCAGAAUUCCUGUAGACAAGUCAUUGGCCAGGUCGAACUCUUGCAGUUCCGAAGAUUCGGGUACUGAAAACGCCUCCUCAAAAAGGGCUUGUCCUAGUCAAAGGUCACGUCAAUCGAAGAAGUCCAAAAGUACUCUUAAAUGUUCUUCCUUUAAGAAGCCUGCGAAAUGUCAAAAACAACGACCAAAUCCGGCUGUUACAAAAGCCUUGCAGCAGAAAAGAAAGCUUAACAAAGAAUCGGAGAGUUGUUCCCCAGAGCCUCUUUUUAAAGCUGUUAUUUUGCGAGAGAUGAUCAGGCUUGGAAGACAACCAAAAUCAACAUUUGGAAAGGCUGCAAAGAGCGCUCGGUCUAGUAGAAAAUGCGCCCCAAAAAGAUCGUGUAAAGCUGAGAAUCUGUCAGAGAAUCCUGCGAAUCUAAUGGAAAUGCUGUUUGGAGCUCAGGAAAAUGCAAUUGAAAAUGCCGUAGAAUUCGAAUCAUUAUCAUCAUUAAUCACAAAUGAGGUGCCAAGGACACCUUCUUUCGAGCACGAGGUCCAGGUGCAUAACCAAGACUAUCCGCAACAAAUGGAAAACUUAGGCUCAGCAAAUACUGAAUUUGAGUCGUCUUUGAUGGAUUUAGACGAGGAGUCGGCUUGGACAGCACCACACUAUAUUUUGGAAGAACCAGAUUCAGCAUCAGACAAUAAUUCCAGCGAACUCAAAUCUACCAUGAGUAGUCAACAUAACAUUUCUACAUAAGCAUUGAUUAUAUCAAUAAAUAAUUAAUCUUA
Molecule: messenger RNA, 1009 nt
Organism: Drosophila subpulchrella
Lineage: Eukaryota; Metazoa; Arthropoda; Insecta; Diptera; Drosophilidae
Exons: 2
Coding region: 156-977 (273 amino acids)
Source: RefSeq, a predicted model, not a curated record